AUGUAUAAUCUCCCUCAAUCUCAUUAAAGCCUCCUGCUGUCUCUCACACUCUCCUCCUCCUCCUCUCUGUCUUUCAUUCUGUCUCUCUUUCCUCAGUGUGUUCGCGGGUCUGUUCGGGAAGGGUCGGGAUAACUGGAUUAUCAUCUGGAUUCGUUUAUGAAGUGGAUUUCUGCGCGUAAAUGCGUCGCUGACUGAGAGUUCACGUGAUUUUUUUUUUCCCGCUCUAACGGCGCGAUUCUCUGAUUUUAAACGGUUUAUUCUAUUCGAAUAUUGAUUUGUGUCCGAUUCUAAUGAAUCUGAUAACUUCAUCAUGAGCGGUUCUGAAACCACGAACGAGUCCAAACUUGAGGCUGUGAUUCAGAGGUUGGAGGAGAGCGUUCUGUCCGAAGAAAAGCGGCUGACGGUUCGAGGAUCUUCUCCAGAUGAACCCGCGUCCAGUUUACCGGCCCGCGUGCGCGAGAUCGUCUCCAGAAACCUGAGCGACAGCGCGGGAGGCAUGUCGUCGGGUCUGUCGGUCCAGGAGGAGAACCGGGUUCUGCAGGCAGAACUGAGUCGUGUGGAGGAUCUUCUGGCUCACAGUCGAGCAGAACGAGAUGAACUGGCCAUCAAAUACAGCGCCAUCAGCGAGAGACUGGAGCAGGCGCUGCGGCUGGAGACGGCCGAGGACGGGCGGGACUCUCCUGAGUCUCGCAGUCUGGCGCAGCAAAACGUGGAUCUGCGCAGACGGCUGGACGAGGAGCAGGCGGCGUAUAAACGCAAGCUCACGGCGUAUCAGGAGGGGCAGCAGAGACAAGCACAGCUCGUACAGAAACUACAGGGCAAGGUCCUGCAGUACAAGAAGAAGUGUGGAGAUCUGGAGCAGAUGCUGCUGGAGAAAUCUACUGGCGGCAGUAACGGUCACCGGCACGACGACGACGAGCCCAGCAGCGAGCUGGAGAGCGCCCUCAUCCGCCUGGAGGAGGAACAGCAGAGGAGCAGCGGUCUGUCGGCGGUCAACGCUAUGCUGCGAGAGCAGCUGGAACAGGCCGGACUGGCCAACGAGGCGCUCAGCCAGGACAUCCGCAGACUCACUGCUGAUUGGACCAAAGCGAGGGAGGAGCUGGAGCAGAGGGAAUCUGAUUGGAGGAGAGAGGAGGAGUCUUUCCACAGCUACUUCAGCAGCGAGCACAGCCGUCUGCUGGCGCUCUGGAGGCAGGUGGUGGGCUUCCGCAGGCACGUCUGCGAGCUGAAGAGCGCCACCGAGAGGGAUCUGUCCGAGGCGCGUAACGAGCUGGCGUGUGCGGCGCAGAGCGUGCAGCUGCAGUGUGUGAGUGCCUGCGCGGCUCUGCGCAGCCGUGAGGAUGGGUCUGCGCAGCUGCUGGAGAGAGAGACGGGCCAGCGGCUGCAGCUGGAGCAGCAGCUGAGAGAGACGGUGACGGAGAUGAUGACGCUACAGGCCAAGAGCGACUCGGAGAGGGCCGAGCUCAACACACGGCUGGUGGAUGCAGUGAGAGAGCUGGAGCGUCUCAAAGCUCGUGUGGAGGACCGAGAACAGGAAGUCGCAGCACUCAACAGGAAACUGCAGGAUCAGAGGAGCCUUGAGGAAACUGAAGUUAAUACACUCAGGACACACACCGCAGCGCUGCAGAACACACUCAGAGACAUCACACAGCUGGUGUUCUCUGACAGUGACGGUGUGGACGGAAACACUGAAGAGUCUCUGCUGCCACUGCUGCGCUCUUCAUCCUCAUCAUCAUCAUCACUACCCAUCAUCCCUGACAGCUGUCUGUCUGCACUGCGCUCCACUCUGAACAACAGACAGAUCCAGCUACAGGAGCUGCGUGAGCGUCUGCAGUCCGCGCAGUCGUCAGUCCAGCAGCUGCGCAGGCAGCAGACGGAGGCGGAGUCGAGCCGGCGGGAGGCGGAGCUCCGUGUGCAGACGCUGCAGGGAGAGAGAGACGAGGCUCAGAGAGAGAGAGAGAAAGCUGUGAGAGAGAGAGACCGACUGAGACAGGAGAGAGAUGCGCUGAGCAGUGAGAAGGACGACGCAGGUAAAGCGGCGCAGGCAGCGCAGACGCAGGUGCAGCUGCUGCAGCUGGAGUGUGAGAGGCUGCAGCUGUCUGCGACGUCUGCGCAGAGAGAGCGAGAGCACGAGCGAGAUGAGAGAGACGCCGCCGCGCUGGAGAGAGACCGAGCACGAGCAGAGACGGACAGAAUUCAGCAGCUCUGGGACGAGUCCGAGUGUCGUGCUUCUGCACUGCGAGCCGAACUGGCGGCGCUGAGAGAGUCUCUCCAGCAGGGGGCGACAGACCGACAGCUGAUGGAGGCCGAGAACCGACAGCUGAGCGACGCACUCAGGCCGGGUCAGACACUCACUGCUGAAAGCAGUCGCGCUGAACUCUCGCUAACGGUCACGAAGCUUCACUCGGAGGAGUCGUCACUCCGAGAUUCUCUCGCUAAGAUGAGCGCCAUUAACGAGAGUCUCGCGCAGGACAAAUCUGACCUCAACAGCCUCAUCGUUCAGCUGGAGGAGGAAAAGAAUGCGCUGCUGUCUCAGCGAAGAGAAGCGCAACAAGAGAAACUGACCAUCAGAGACGAGCUCGUCCGCUCCGAGCAGGACCGGCUGGAGCUGGACUCUGUCCGUCUCGCUCUCCACCAAUCACUGCAGGAGUCUGAGCUGGCCAGGGCGGGGCUGGAGGCGGAGCUUCAGUCGCUGCAGGCAGACAGAGUCAAACUGCAAGACAGAAUUACACAGCUGAAUGGUGAGAUGGGCGGUCUGGAGGCGGAGCUUGGUUCUAUCCGCGGUGAAGGUGACAGGCAGAGCGCCGCUCUGGAGGAGGUGGGGCGUGGGCGGGCGGAGCUAGUGCGAGAGAGGGCGGGGCUUCUGGUUCAGCUGACGGCGUCAGAGAGAGAGAACGCCGCCCUGACUGAGGAGAUCGCCACCUUCAGGUCGGAGAGGGAGGCUCUGGAGACGAGUCUUUACGAGCUGCAGCAGCAGAUAAAUCAAACCGAGUCUCGCCGUGAGCAGCUGGAGUCGGAGAACCAGAACCUGAGAUUGCGUAACGACAGCACGACAGUGGAGCUGAAGCGUUUGCGCACGGAGAGAGAGACAGUUCUGUCUCAGAGUGAGAAAGAGAAAGACGCGCUGAGAGACGCGCUCGCGGCCGCUCAACACGAAGCACAGCGAGCUCUGCGCACGGCCCUGUCCGACCACCAGGAGGAGCUGGAGAGACUGACCAAUCAGAAGGAGGCGCUGCGCUGCAGACUGGAGGCUGAACAGGAGGGGGCGCUGCGGCGGGUCCGCGAACACCUGGAGGAGCAGAUGAUCCGGCUGGAGAGAGAGCGAGAUGAACUUCAGGAAGAGCUUCGUUCCUUGCAGCGCGACAGGGACCAGAGUCUGUUACAGGCGGAGACGGACAAACAACAGGCGCUGUCCAUGAAGGAGGCAGAGAAGGCGCUUCUGACGGAGAAGGUGAGCGCCCUACAGGCGGAGCUGAGCACUGCAGCACUGGAGCAGGAGAGACUGAGCCGAGAGACGGCGCUCCUCAGAGACCAGGAGCGGGCUGCAGUCGCGUCUCUAAAUGCUGAACUGCAGGAACUGCGCAGUCAACUGCAGGACGCAGCCAGUGCACAUGGCCGUGAGCUGCGCAGACUGCAGGAGAACUGCGCUGACCAGCAGACGCGAGCGGACACGGCUCUCAGAGAGUUGGAGGAGUGUCGCGCGCUGCUGUCGUCCAGUGAGGAGAGCCGGGACAGUGCCAGGAGAGAUCUUCUCGAGAUGGACAAGCGUUUGUGCCAGAUACGGGAGGCAGCGGAGGGGCAUAGGCGAGAUGGGGCGGAGCUACGGCGCUCUCUCAGUGAUGUCACCAAGGAGAGGGACGCUCUCAGCCAAUCCAACGCGCAGCUGAGGGAAGCCCUGAGAGCGGCAGAGAGUGAGAGAAUCAGCGUGAGGCGCGCGUGUGAGGAGGAGCAGCAGAAAGUGUCUCUGCUGGAGGAGAGUCUGGCGUCUGCGCAGAAGGAGGUGUCAGAUCUGCGCAGCUGUCUGCGUGAGGUGGAGAGAUCCAGACUGGAUGCGCGCAGGGAGCUGCAGGAGCUGCGCAGACAGGUGAAAGUUCUGGACGCCGAGCGCGAGCAGAAGGCCAAGCAGAUGGCUGAACUGCAGACGCGUCUGUCUGCGGAGGACCAGAAGGACGAGGAGCGAGCGAGAGAACUGAUCUCGUUCAAACAGAGACUCGCCGACACGGAAACUAGCAGAAACUCUCUUCAGAAAGAGCUGGCUUCUCUACAGAGGCGUCUGAGCGAGAGCGAGUUGUGUUGGCGCAGUCGUGAGCGAGAGUUGACGUCUCAGCUACAGGAAGCUCGCGGCUGUGAGAAGAAGCUUCAAGACGAGGCGCGUAACCUCUCCGUUCGCGCUCAGUCGACCUCUGAUGCGUCUGCGCAGCUGCAGCUGGAGCUGAGUGAGGCGCAGGGCCGUCUGGCUGCGACGGAGGCGGAAUUAUCGCGUGCAGAGGCGGGCCGCAGGGAUCUGGAGUUCAGGCUGUGCAGCCUGCAGUCGGCGCUCACGCGUACGCUGGGCAUCGGGGCCAGUGGGCGGAGCAGCAGCAGGGGGCGGAGCCCAGCAGGCUCCUCCCCUUCCUCGCUGACCUCGGGGAUGAUGUCUCGCCAUAGGAGCGUGUCUCCACUGCACUGCUCGCUAUCGCCACCCAAAGAUGUGGCAGGUAACAUCACUCCGGAUAACACCAUCGUGCUGCGGCCGCUCUCUCCAGAGAGGACAGACGCCCCGCUGCCCGUCGCCCUACCUGAGCUGGACCCGGAAACCCUGCGCAGCGGCCUCAGAGACUUCCUGCAGGAGCUGCGAGAGGCUCAGAGAGGCCGAGACGAGGCUCGGGGUCAACUGGGGUCACUGCAGAGGGAAUUAGAGGAAAUGACCACAGAGAGAGACGCCGCCCACCAGCGCCUCAUUCAGCUACACACCACACUACAGGAGUGCCAGGAGGAUAAGCGUGCUGUGGAUGGAAAACUGUCGUCGGCUCAAGCUCUGCUACAUCAGCAGGACGAGUCCCUGCGGAGAGGAGAGAGAGAGCGACGAGCGUUAAACGAGCGAAUCAAAGAGCUGGAGAGACUUUCACUGAACGCCGAGGCUGAGCGCAAGCGCGUGGAGGAGCAGUGCAGUAAGCUGCGCGCUGGCGAGGCACGUUUGGAGGCGGAGCGUCGGCGGCUGCGUGAGGCUCUGGAGGCGGCCGAGGGGCGGGGCACACGAGUGGAGUUGGGGAGGCGGAGUCUCGAGGGAGAGCUGCAGAGACUGAGACUGAGUCUGGCCGAGAGAGAGAUGGAGAUCCAGACGGCUCACGACCGCCACGAGAGCGCCGUCAAACAGGUGGCAGAGGGCGAAUCUCGCAUCUCGUCUCUUCAGCGGGAAGUGGACAGAUUGACGGCAUUGCUGUCUAAAGCUCAGGACGGAGAGAGCGUUCAGAAAGAGAGAGCGCUCGCUUUCUCCCAGAGCCUGCAGGAAGUCACCGCCGCCCACAGUGCCACCCAGGGGCGUCUCGCUGCGCUGCAGAAGACGCUGGGACAGGCUGAGAGCGAGCGCAGACAGCUGCAGGAGCGCGUGGACGGACUCAGAGCGUCUGCGUCGGACGGGAAGCGAAACAUCGCCGCCCUCACGGAGCGCGUGCAGACGCUGCAGUCGGAACUGAGCCAGAGUCAGCUGCGCAGAUCUGAGCUGGAGACAGAGCUGCACAACACACAGGAGGCUCUGCGGCAGAGGGUCGACGGCCUGACCGAGGCCCAGAGCAGUUUGCAGUCUGCGCAGACGGAGCGAGCGUCUGCAGAGGAGCGUCUGCGCAGCCUGCAGCGAGCCGUGGCCCUAUUGGAGACCGAGAAGAGAGAUGCAGAGAGACAGGCUGUCCGGCUGGAGAAAGACAAGGCCGCGCUGAGAAACACGCUGGAUAAGGUGGAGCGUCAGAAGCUGAAGACGGAGGAGAGCAGCAUGCGUCUGUGUGCGGAAAAAGGCCGCCUGGAUCGUUCGCUCAACACCGUUGAACAGGAGCUGCAGGACGCUCAGAGACAGAUCGUGCUGCUGCAGGCUCAGCUGGCCGAGCUGGAGCAGAGUCACAGCGCCAGCGAGCAGUCGGCCCGUCUGCGUGAGGACGCCCAGCGGGAGGCCGAGAGACUGCGCGUCAGUCAGAGAGAGGCCGAGCGAACGCUGGCCGCGCGCGAGAGAGCUCACCGGCAGCGCGUCAAGGGUCUGGAGGAGCAGGUGUCCACGCUGAAGGAGCAGCUACAGCACGAGAUACGCCGCAGAACGCCGUCGCUGCCGAGCUGAUCCAACGCUAUGCCUGACUGUGACCUCAUUAACAGUGAUCUGUGUGGUUAAUGUGCACAAUGGCUGUUCCUUUAAGGAUUAGUUCACUUCAGAAUUAAAAUGUCCUGAUAAUUUACUCUCCUCCAUGUCAUCCAAGAUGUUCAUGUCUUUCUUUCUUCAGUGGAAAAGAAAUGAAGGUUUUUGAGGAAAACAUUCCAGGAUUUUUCUCCAUAUAGUGGACUUCACUGGAGUUCAACGGGUUGAAGGUCCAAAUGUCAGUUUCAGUGCAGCUUCAAAGAGCUCUACAUGAUCCCAGACGAGGAAUAAGAGUCUUAUCUAGAGAAACCAUCGGACAUUUUCUAAAAAAAAUAAAGAUUAUAUUCUUUUUAACCACAAAUGCUCGUCUUGCACUGCUCUGUGAUGCACAUGGGGGUGAGUAAAUUAUCAGGAAAUUUUAAUUCUGAAGUAAACUAAUCCUUUAAUGAUAUAUGACCUUUUAAAGCCUGUUCACACCAAGGACAUAAACUAUAAAUAUAGAUAUAGUUCUAAAAAUAAUUCUAAAUGUAAAAGAAUAGCAGUUCACACAACUAUAAUGAUAACGGUACAGAGGAACUAUAUCGUUGGAAUCACAGAAUGAUUUUUCCAGCUGAUGGCAACAUUAAUUAUGUUUAUAGUUAUUGUUCUUGGUGUGAGCGGGCCUUUAGCCAUACUGAGUUUUUUUAACAGAAUACUGAAAGUGUGAAUCUAAUAUUUAAUGAAUAUUAAUAUUUACCCCAAAACCAAAAUUAUAAAAAUGGUAUUUUGCUUAAAGAAAACAAAGCUUAUUUUUUGGACCAAGAUUUGUUACAUUGCGACACUAUUAUAAUGACAAUUAAGCACAUUUUAUUCUCUAAAUUCUCUACCUAAUGCAAAAGAAAAGUUUUCUGGACAUAUUUUUAUGAGGUGAAUGUAAUACUGUUUAAUGAGUGAAUGAAACAUUCCCUGAACACUGACACACACUCGACACAAAUACUUGAAUAUUUUACUGUAAUAUUUAUAGUUUAUGUGAAUGUGACUCAGUGAAGUUAUCCCUGAUAGGUAUUUUUUUAAUACCUGAAAGCAUGUUUAUCAUUUGUAAUUCAGUUUUAUAUUGCUAUAUGUUUACCUCGACUGAUUGUUGACAGGUCAGAUUUAUUGAUCAGAGAUGUAAUCAACUCACCCUUCAAUGAAAUCCCCUCUGAAUCCGAUACAUUUCACUUACGUGAUUAAUGUUGAUCUGGAAAGUUGUCGUGUUGAUUUUAAGAGUGUCCAGUAUCACACUGAGAUUAAUUUGUCAAGCCACGAAUUCCGCGAUUCUCUGAAAAUGUAAAUUAUACGUGUCAAAAGUCCGUUAGAUUUAGGUCGCGUGCUUGACAUCGGCAGCGCGCGCACAGAGUUUUAACGGACUCUGACAGGAAUGGCGCGAAUUAGAGGUGAGACACUACGCUAUAACUUCAUUAAUUGUUAUAAUACAUUUUAAAGGCAAUAACAUUAAGGUGCAUGUUAAGUAAGGAGAAAAGAAGCGAUCGUCCUUCAGAUCUACCUGAAUCGCGUAAAUGGUAUUGUCGAUUGCAAUGAUAAGAAAAAUGGCAUUUUUUUAACUGCUAGUUUAUACUCUUCUCAGUCUUGUUUUAUGUGUGAAAUGUCUUUUUGUGUUGCUAGAAUGGUUUUUAUACACAUUAAAAUGACUUGAAAUGUUUAA
This is a messenger RNA of Ctenopharyngodon idella (grass carp), 8003 nucleotides long. Its product is annotated as rootletin-like. The record is from RefSeq and is a predicted model, not a curated record. The transcript has 36 exons. The coding region runs from base 311 to 6304 and encodes 1997 amino acids. Lineage: Eukaryota; Metazoa; Chordata; Actinopteri; Cypriniformes; Xenocyprididae.